AGCAGGAGGUGCGAGCAAGGAUCAGUGCUUGGGCCCCAGUUAUUCACAAUCUAGAUCAAUGAUUUGGUUGUAGAGAUUAAGUGUAAUAUUUCGAAGUUUGCAGAUGAUACAAAAUUGGGCGGAAGUGCCACAAGAGAUUUUGGAGCGGCUGAGCAAGUGGGGAAAAAUUUGGCAGAUGGAAUACAAUGUAGAGAAAUGUGAGGUUAUCCACUUUGGUAGGAAAUGCAGAAAUACAGAGUAUUUCUUAAAUGGUGAGAGGCUGGGAAGUGUUGAAUUUCAAAGGGCUGCUUUCUCCUGGACGGUGUCAAGCCUCAAGCGUUGUGGGAGACGCACUCAUCCAGAAAUUCCAAGAGAUGGAUGGGAGACAUUGGGUUCAAGAACUAUUUCCUCCACAUUUCAGUGUGCAGGAUCUUGUUGAGGUGAAUGUAACUUUGGAGCCUGUGCUGGUUUCUGAACACUUUGCAGCCAGGAGAGCCAAAAGAAUUGAAAAUCUUUACCAGCAGAAAAUGAAGAAUUUUCAACAAGAACAGAAAUUGAGGAGAAAAGCCUACAUUUCAGGACUGAUUAUAUCAGAAGCAGCUCCUCAAGCUUCCAUCAAAGAGCUGAAACCACAGGGCUAUGGUCACAAUCAUGCUGGGCUAUGUAAACCAGACAAUUCCAAUAAAAGUAUUGAGAACCAUGUUGACGGAAUGGAAGGGCAGCAUCUGUGGAACACUGAGGAGCUUGCAAUUUUACGCGAAACAAAGUGUAGAAAAUACAUUGAGCAACAAAAUUUAAAAGCACAAUUGGCAUUUGCAUAUCUCCAGGCAGAAGAGGUGAAGGCAAGUAGCAAGAAACUGACAGUGUGUUUGGAAAAGAAAGAGGCCGAACUCCGUAAAACCAAACUAGAAUUAGAGAACAGAACCCUGUACCUCAAUCACACCAUGCAAGAGAGCUUCAAAAAAGACUUGCAGAUUUGCGGUCUCAGAGAAGAUUUACAGGAAAAAGUAGUGACUGCAUGUAACUUGAGCUCUCGAUUGCAGUGGUGCAGGCUGCAAACCCAGGAUCUACUCCUGGGAAAGGAGAAACUCAUCUCCCAUUGGAAGCAGCUGGCGCUACAGCGUCAGUUGGAAAAGGACUGUUUGGUGGAGAGAUUGAAAGGACAGUCCAGCUUAGAACUGAAGAAACUACAAACAGAACUGGACACAGUGAAGGCUGAACUGAGAAAGGAGAAAUGUCAACAUGAUCAAAACAAGGAAGCUCUGGAGUUGUUGUGCAAACAUUUCUCUAGUUUACCGUCCUUGGGCCCAGCUGAAAAUUUUAAAAUUGAAUUCCUGAAUGUGUGACAUGAAUCCAUUACUUUGUUCCAGGAAAGAUUCUAUCAGUAAUAAUUGGUUCCUGUAAUUAAAUUCUUGUUGACUCCUUGUUAGUUA
Molecule: messenger RNA, 1412 nt
Organism: Carcharodon carcharias (great white shark)
Lineage: Eukaryota; Metazoa; Chordata; Chondrichthyes; Lamniformes; Lamnidae
Gene: ccdc160
Product: coiled-coil domain containing 160
Exons: 2
Coding region: 249-1325 (358 amino acids)
Source: RefSeq, a predicted model, not a curated record